Paramisgurnus dabryanus is the source of this 1411-nucleotide messenger RNA. It is a transcript of the gene plek2, whose product is annotated as pleckstrin 2. The record is from RefSeq and is a predicted model, not a curated record. Gene Ontology annotation, cellular component: plasma membrane. Lineage: Eukaryota; Metazoa; Chordata; Actinopteri; Cypriniformes; Cobitidae. Gene Ontology annotation, biological process: actin cytoskeleton organization; intracellular signal transduction.
CCCCUAUCCCUCAGCAGCUAUAAAACACGUGAAGCUCUCACCAGCCCAGUUCACAAUCACUUCAAGACUGCAAACGUUAACAUGGGCACAGAAUCAGAAAAUAAAUCAGUUCUUAAAGAUGGCUUUUUGGUGAAAAGGGGUCACGUGGUUCACAACUGGAAAGUGCGAUGGUUUGUACUUAAACAGGACAGACUUAUGUAUUAUAAAUACGAGGGAGGAAAACGCGAUUCACGCCAUCGAGGGACGAUACCACUAAACAACUGCACCAUCACCUGUCCUUACCUGGAGUAUGAGAACCGACCAUUGGUGCUUAGGUUGCAGACCAGCACCUCUGAAGAACACUUCUUGGAGGCGUGCACAAGGGAGGAGCGAGACGAAUGGGCUGCAGCAAUUGGUAAAGCUGUACAGAAACUCAACCCACAAGAUACACAGACCCCAUCCCAAACACAAGAUAAAGGUUCAAAGUCCCUCCAACUUCACAAUGUCAAUCUAAGUCAGGUGGUCGACUCCAUGUACGAUGUGCACACUGGUAUUCGACUCGGCAAUCUUGUUGAGCAGGGCAGCAUAUACACCAACUGUUUCUCUGGCUCAGCAGUGGUGGAUUGGAUUGUGUUUAAUAAGCUGGCUCUGACCCGCGUGGAGGCGGUAACAUUAUCUUCUGCACUCCUGGAUGAAGGCUCUCUGCGGCCUGUCGGAGUGAGAAGUGCAGAUGCUCUACGUAACGCUGCUUUAGGAGAGCAGUUUCUUGAUGAUUCAACAGCACUAUAUUGCUUUUCUCAAAGCUUACAGAAGAAAGGUAGUGUGAAAGCAGAAAAGACUGUGUCUGCGGUGGAGCUGAGUGGCAAGGUGGUAAAGAGAGGUUACUUGCUCAAACAGGGGCACAAGGUGAAGAACUGGAAGGUGAGAUUGUUUGUGCUGAGAGCGGAGCCUGCCUUUCUGCACUACUAUGACCCCAGCAAGGAUGACAUAACCCCAGUUGGCAGUAUAGCUUUGCGUGGCUGUCUGGUGUCGGCUUUGGAUGAUAAUGGCAUACCAUCAGGUGUUAAAGGUAAAGUACAAGGAAACCUCUUUAAGAUCAUCACUCAGGCGGAUACACACUAUUACAUCCAGGCUCCAACAGAUGAGGAGAGAAUGGACUGGAUUAAAGCUAUUAGACAAGUGGUUUAAUUGUCUCUACACUGAAAAUCCAAAGUCAACAAAUUUUAUAUUUAUCUGAUGGUUUACAAACAAAUCUGUUUUUUAUAUGGGACUUUGUCAGUGAAAACCCGCCUAAAGUCAUUUUUUGGUGAUUUACUGUUUUCUACAUAAACUCAACCUACAUUGUGUAAAAAACAUUCUGUGACAAUAUAACCUUAUUAUUUUUAAUAUUGACUAAGUAAGGUCAUGUCAAAAAUGGAAAUCAAUGUGAAAC